Messenger RNA from Marasmius oreades (fairy-ring Marasmius), 1070 nucleotides. RefSeq lists its product as uncharacterized. The record is from RefSeq and is a predicted model, not a curated record. The coding region runs from base 295 to 915 and encodes 206 amino acids. The transcript has 6 exons. Lineage: Eukaryota; Fungi; Basidiomycota; Agaricomycetes; Agaricales; Marasmiaceae.
UGGACUGCGGACACAUUCUUUUCAACCACAGUUGCAAUACAUACGGUUCUCCCGCACGUGAACGUGCUUCCACAUUUUCAAAGCCUAUUAACUCUCUGAACAGCAUCCGCACACCCAUCUAGAACAGGUGGCACUGGCACACUGGCCAGAGGAAAUGUCGGUAGAAUCCCAUUUGUCAACCGAUAUCAGGUACUUACAGCAAGCCACCUGCGUAUCGAUCUGGACGAGUUGCAAGCACAAAAAAGUUGAUUCUAUGAGACUGCGGCACCCCCCUCUCUGUCCUUGAUUUCAAUCAUGGCCAUCGCUAGAGCAUCAAUGAAUGCAAAUUACCUUACCAACUCUCAACUCCUUGCGGUUCAGCAUACUAUUAUCAGGAUCGGCGCAGAGUUUCUUUUCUUCGGAAUACAGGCUCUACUUUUCAUUGUUUCGACUUGGCUGCUUUUUCGCAAAGGAAUCGGCGCGGUCCGUGCUAGGGUAUUCCUUCCUAUCCUAACGAGUAUCAUGUUUCUCGCUUCCCUCGGCGUUAUCAUCAUCGACAGGAUGAUUUCCCUGCGUCAAGCAAGCUCAUAUGGAUUAAAUGCACCGGUUAUUGCUUGCGGUAUGCAUGUUAGCCACGAUAGGCACUCAACCACGGCCAUACUCGAUUUUGUGCGAAAUACCCAAGGACCUAACACGCUCUCCCUCGUACUAACGCUACCGCCGCUUAUCACAAACUUGGUGGCGACAUCCUUGAUUGCUCUUAAAGUGUGGGACUACCGAAAGCAGAUAAAGUCGAUUCUUACCACAAGUACAACGUCCAGGAUAUCCUCCACUCGAACGGAACAGGUUCUUCUUGUACUCGUGGGAAACGGGUUCCUUUAUUGCGCAGUCUGGUUACUCAUACUCAUCGCGGGGUUCGAUGACUCCCGCCAAUAACAUAUUGAUUCUUGGUAUCGCUGUUAGCCUUACGUUUCGUCAGCACUCAAUAUACUACGAGUUCUACUCUUCUAAUGUCUUUGAAUCCAUACGCUCAGGGGAACUAUCCGACCUUUAUCGUGAUAAUGGUAUCAUUGGACAAAUCACACGCCAAC